Rhinichthys klamathensis goyatoka is the source of this 1579-nucleotide messenger RNA. RefSeq names its product hypermethylated in cancer 1 like (gene hic1l). NCBI's taxonomy places the organism in Eukaryota, Metazoa, Chordata, Actinopteri, Cypriniformes, Leuciscidae. Gene Ontology annotation, cellular component: nucleus. Gene Ontology annotation, biological process: regulation of transcription by RNA polymerase II. The record is from RefSeq and is a predicted model, not a curated record. The coding region runs from base 126 to 1490 and encodes 454 amino acids. The transcript is spliced from 2 exons. Gene Ontology annotation, molecular function: DNA-binding transcription factor activity, RNA polymerase II-specific; RNA polymerase II cis-regulatory region sequence-specific DNA binding; protein binding.
CUGGGUCAGGGGUCACACUGCCUACGUCACAAGCUCCUAAGAUGGCGUUUUGAUGACGACGGGAGAAGUAAGGACCCCUGCCCUUGUUUAAAAGUGACACCAAUGCAAAACAUCAAGGGUAGGCGAUGGAGCUCCCCAACUACGCCAGUCAACUGCUUCUCCAGCUCAAUCAACAACGCUCAAAGGGCUUCCUGUGCGAUGUCAUCAUCAUGGUUGAGAAUACACUCUUCCGAGCCCACAAAAGUGUCCUCGCCGCCACCAGCCACUACUUCAAGUCCCUUGUCCUUCAUGAUAACCUCAUCCACCUUGACCCUGAUAUGGUGGAUCCAGCUGUUUUCCAGCAAAUUCUGGAUUUCAUUUACACUGGCAAAUUGUCAAAUGAGAUUUUUGAGGCUCUGGACUUGAGCUCUCUGCUCACCACAGCUAACUUCCUCCAGCUCAAUGACCUCGCAAACCUGUGCUCCACUAAGAUGAACCAAAAUGGAUCCCUCAAUAGCGUAGCAUGUGGGAGCUCCAAAUCUUUAUUUCGCCUGUAUGAAGACCACUCAUCAGACACUGAAACAUACACGUGUAUGACUCCUCCCAAAAAAAGGCAUAAUGCUGAAAGUAAAUGUAGGAAAAAGCAGGACUUGGGGUUGGAUUUGACUAAGAAGAAUGUAAAGUCUGAGACGAAUGAUACGUUUUUUCUUUCUAGAACCAUCUCCAACAAUAUGCAGCUAGGAAUAAACGGGAAGUGUGUUCCAAAGAAAGAAAAGUGGAUAAUUCCUUUGGAUGGAGCUCAGGAAAGAAAAAGGGAGGGAUCCCGAAGAAAAUCCAAGGUCAGUGGUUACAUUCCUCUUAGCAGGGUUGGAAGUCAACUAAGCCAGAAUCAGACUUUCACUUUACAGUUGUCUGUAAAGAAAGAGAAAGGAAUUGGAGGGAAAACUGACGAAACUGAUGGCCAAAAACCAAACAAUAGCAGCACCAAUUUUGUAUAUCAAAAGGAAACCUUUCUCAAAGAAGCUGAAGGGGACAACCCUUACGUUUGUAUUCCAUGUGAAAAGGGUUUUCCCUCCUCCGAGAGUCUCAAGUCCCAUGUGGAAAGUCAUUUGGAUGGAGACCUGGAUGUGAAAGUUGAGGAUGAGGAGGAAGAGGAACGUGAUGGAGACGCUGGAGUCACCAGAGUCUCGCAAGAAGCUGCUGAAAGCCUGGAGCAAAGUCCCCGAAAGUCCCUCAAAGAUGUUGACACCUUGCGUCCAUUCCCUUGCAACAUUUGCGGCAAGAUGUUCACACAGCGCGGCACUAUGACCCGCCACAUGCGCAGCCACCUCGGCCUAAAGCCGUUUGCGUGUGAGGAGUGUGGUAUGCGCUUCACCAGGCAGUACCGUCUCACUGAGCACAUGCGUGUCCAUUCAGGGGAGAAACCGUAUGAGUGCCAGGUCUGUGGUGGCAAGUUUACGCAACAAAGAAACCUCAUUAGUCACAUGCGGAUGCAUACCUCAGCAUCUUAGAACAGGUCAAAGAGCCCUAAACUUGGAUAAUGCAGAUACCAACAGUUCUCCAUAGUGCUUUGGUUUAGGUUCUUUAAUCUAGGGUUCAG